AUGGUUAUUUGUACCUGUACAAUAUUGGCUAUAAUUGACCUGGACAGUUAUAACUUUGGCUUAUACAUUAUAUUGCUUUGCAUUGUAGGUAUAAUGAUUGCUUGCGCCUUUUGCGCUGCUAAUCCGAAUGAAUGCAAAAACCCUUCUUGGUACGCCAGAUUUUGUUUGCUACUUCAGGAAUUACAUCCUGAACAUCUGUAUCGCAGUUCUGCAUCUUGUAAUAUAAAUGAUGCGGCGUUUUUAACAACCGGCUGUACAGCAGAUAGUACUGCGCAUCAAUUCAGGAAUGAAAACCGAGCAACAAUUGCAAUGUUAGCGCCGGCAGUUCAUAUCAUGCAUCAUGUUUGGAAAGGUAUGGCCUGGGUCACUGAAGACAUUAGCGAAGAAGAAAAAGUUACAAACUGUCAAACGGAUAUUAAUAUUACAGAAGGUUUGUACAGUUCUAUCCGUGAUGCACCAAGCCUUUACAAGCUAGCCGAAAAUCUGAUGACGGAAGAUGACACAAUUUGCAGAAUGCAAAUGAAAAAGUCACCCACAGACUUCACAUCCAUGGAAAUUAACUAUUUCCUGAAGGGAAGAGUCAGUAACAGUCAAGGGAACAGUAGAAUUAUUAUGAGUACAUCAUUCCCGGGGAUAUAUCAGCAGGCGGAAAACUUCAACUACAUAUUGGUCCAUUUCCCAAUCAAGUGA
Messenger RNA from Loa loa (African eye worm), 690 nucleotides. RefSeq lists its product as hypothetical. NCBI's taxonomy places the organism in Eukaryota, Metazoa, Nematoda, Chromadorea, Rhabditida, Onchocercidae. Bases 1 to 690 code for a protein of 229 amino acids. The transcript has 5 exons. The record is from RefSeq and is a predicted model, not a curated record.